UAAAUUCUAGUUCGCAUAAAUGUUGUUUGUUUUACUAUACUUUAAACUUUGAACUGUAAAAUUUAAAUACUUCAACUAAAUAAUAAAAUUAUAAUAUGAGUUGUUGUAAUAAGGAAUCAGUCACAAAUAUGGCAUCAAAAACUAUUUUACGUAAAAUAAUAAGCACAGCUUUAGCACCGAAACCAAUUGCACCUUACAAUCAAGCGAUUGUAGCUGAUCGUACUGUCUAUGUAAGUGGUUGCUUGGGUGUAGAUAAGGAUACGGGAAAAUUGGUUGGAGGUGGUAUUCAAAGUGAAGCACGACAAGCGUUAAAGAAUUUGGGUCAUGUAUUAGAUGCUGCUGGUUCGUCAUAUGAAAAAGUUGUCAAAACCUCGUUAUUUUUAAAUGAUAUCAAUGAUUUCAGUGCGGUCAAUGAAGUUUAUAAAGAAUUUUUCAAAAAAGAUUUUCCUGCACGCUCUGCAUAUCAAGUUGGAAAACUACCGGCUGGUGCAAACGUUGAAAUCGAAGUUGUAGCAUUGAGUGGCGACGUGGAAACAGUAACGGCAGUCGAUAGCAAACUUUAAUGAUUAAAUUUAUAGUAUAACAUUUAGUUAAA
Molecule: messenger RNA, 595 nt
Organism: Chrysoperla carnea
Lineage: Eukaryota; Metazoa; Arthropoda; Insecta; Neuroptera; Chrysopidae
Gene: UK114
Product: rutC family protein UK114
Exons: 3
Coding region: 96-563 (155 amino acids)
Cellular component (GO): cytosol
Molecular function (GO): deaminase activity
Source: RefSeq, a predicted model, not a curated record